GCUCAUUCGCUCCUUCUCAGACCUCUUCCAGGCUCGUUUCCUAAGCGCUCCGUCAACUUAUCACCACUUUCGCAGUCUCGGGUUCAACAGCAACUUCUUAAAAUGACGUCUUCACCACUGAACGAGCAUUCAUUAGCAUUUGGCUAUCGUCCUGCAGGCACUCUGCCAACGUCGUAUUUUGGUGCUACACCCUUUCAAGGAUAUCAAGGCGAUUUCACAAGGUCUAUAAACAAAAAAAAUUUAGUACUGCCGUGUGGGAUCGAUCCAUCUAGAGCCGCUGUCCAUGGCAUACAACUACCAAUGUCACAACGCCGGAAACGAAGAGUGCUAUUUAGUCAGGCUCAGGUCUAUGAAUUGGAGCGUCGUUUCAAACAGGCCAAAUACUUAACAGCACCGGAACGAGAGCAACUUGCGAAUUCGAUCCAUCUGACUCCGACACAGGUGAAAAUCUGGUUCCAAAACCAUCGCUACAAAUGCAAACGACAAGAAAAAGAGAAGGCGAUGACCGGAACACUUCAUAAUCGAGACGACUCAAUCAGUCCUCAAUCAGUGGAUGCGGAUGGGUAUGUAGUUAACAUAUUUUACCAGAUAUGGUUUGCAUUAACAUCCAACCUCGAAUUACAGGUCACAUCCUCCGUUUAUCCUCCACAGCCAGCAGUGUUCACAUUUCCGUUCGCAUCUCAACCUUACUCGGCAGCGCAAUCAGCGUAUUAUAAUCAAAUCAGAGGAGUCGGAUGGUGA
Messenger RNA from Angiostrongylus costaricensis, 741 nucleotides. The record is from the annotation of a GenBank genome assembly. Lineage: Eukaryota; Metazoa; Nematoda; Chromadorea; Rhabditida; Metastrongylidae.